Messenger RNA from Cucurbita pepo subsp. pepo (vegetable marrow), 842 nucleotides. NCBI's taxonomy places the organism in Eukaryota, Viridiplantae, Streptophyta, Magnoliopsida, Cucurbitales, Cucurbitaceae. The record is from RefSeq and is a predicted model, not a curated record.
GCAUUCAUAAACUAAUACUAAUAAUAAGAAUCACUUUAUUCCCCAAAAGUGGAUUUUCCAUUGGCAUCAUAACCAACCAUGUGGUUUCUGAUGCCAAAACAUCCACCAUGUUCUUCAAAUCAUGGGCUUCCAUUUGUAGUACACUCUAUAAUACUAAUAAUAAGAAUCUCCCCACGUUGUCAUCUGAGUUGACACCAUGUUUUGAUAGAACGUUCGCCACGGAUCCAAAUGGAUUGCAUACACUUUACGUUAAGUCUUUUGAAAUCUUUGUCACUAACCCGAAAGAGGUGAUCUCGGAUGAUGUGGUGUAUGCCACGUUUGAGCUUACACGCAUUGACAUAGAGAAGGUGAGGAGAAGAGUGGUAGCAACUUCUUCAUCCACUCCUCGUCGUUUAACCACUUUUAUGUUGGCGUUUUCUCUUGUAUCGACUUGUAUUCUCUUGUAUGGGGUUUUUUCAAUGGCGGAGAGUAGAAAUGGGGAUGGGGGAGUUGAGCUUGGAAUUGCUCUUCCACCUCAAGCUAUGGACAAGUUUUGCUCUAUAUUUUCAGAGACGGUGAUCUCGGAUGAUGUGGUGUAUGCCACGUUUGAGCUUACACGCAUUGACAUAGAGAAGGUGAGGAGAAGAGUGGUAGCAACUUCUUCAUCCACUCCUCGUCGUUUAACCACUUUUAUGUUGGCGUUUUCUCUUGUAUCGACUUGUAUUCUCUUGUAUGGGGUUUUUUCAAUGGCGGAGAGUAGAAAUGGGGAUGGAGGAGUUGAGCUUGGAAUUGCUCUUCCACCUCAAGCUAUGGACAAGUUUUGCUCUAUAUUUUCAGAGACGGUGAAAAGCUAUGUUGAUUAG